Messenger RNA from Owenia fusiformis, 1842 nucleotides. Lineage: Eukaryota; Metazoa; Annelida; Polychaeta; Sabellida; Oweniidae. The record is from the annotation of a GenBank genome assembly.
GCAAAAUCAAUGAAAAGCAAUUCCCUUGAAACAUUGUCUUAUUUUGGGUGAUAAGGACCACUUCAUCACCAAUGUGGAGUGCGGGAAUUACGAGUUCAGGCUGUGGGAAAGGUGGCCGUCAACACUAUCACGGGGCAGUCAUACAUGGCAUGCCUGAGGACCAGACUCCCGCGAAAUUUUACAAAGCAAUUUUGGAAAACAACCCAAAGGUUCUUAGGAAAAUGAUACAGAAAGGAUUUGAUGUGAAUAUACCAUUCAGGUUUGAUGAUGGUCUGGAGAAAAUGACGGGUCUCCAGUACGCAUGUAAGGAUGGUUUGAUCGCCAUAGUGGAAGAGUGUCUUGUUUCUAACCAGGUUGACGUCAACAAAGGGACGCCUUUUGAUGAAGCAACUGCUCUACAUUUUGCGAUGCGUCAUGAUAAUUAUGACAUGAAGGUUAAGAUGGUGAAAACGUUGCUUAGUGCAGGGGCCAAUGUAAACGUCGGUGAUCAUAGCGGAUGUACACCUUUGAUCAUUGCGAGUGAACAAGGACAUUUGGAAUUAGUCAGGCUCCUACUGGAGAAAGGUGCCGAUGUAAAUUGUGGGUUAAACGCGGAGGAUUUUCCACACGCUGUACGAUGGUCACUCUGCAAUCUUGAGCUCUCUCUGAAAGAGGUCAACGAAAUGUGUGAUCCGUUUAAAGGGAAUACGGCUUUGAUACAAGCGUGUCGUGAGCAUCAUCAUAACGUCGUACAGGAAUUGUUAAAAUGGGGUGCCAAUCCAAACAUUGCAAACUCAAUGGGGAAUACAUCCCUCCACAUUGCCUGUAAAUCUGAAUCAAAGAAUAUUUAUACUGAUAAACUUACCCGACCACCUGUAGCGGGAAACAUUAAAAUUAUCACUGAAUUGACAAAACAGAAUGGAAAUGUUGACGCAAGAAACAAUCAUGGUGAAACACCGUUGCUUCGUAGCUUGGAAGGAAUUUUUGAGAUUAUUCAAUGGAAUAUUCCCGAUGAUGAAAAAGUAUGGACAGCUGAGAAUUUCUAUAAAAUUUGUCAGUUUUUGAUACAGAAUGGCUGUGAUGUCAAUGUAUGUAACAAAGAUGGGAAAUCAGUCCUCACUUUAGCUGUCUCAACAGCCGACCAAGUAAAAGCCCACGGGGAAUUAAUAGGACCACUAAUGACUGUGAUUCGAAUGAUUAUCCUAGCUGGGUACCGUCCGAAACCCAAGGAUUUAAAUAUAGUGCCUGAAAAUCUAAGCAGUCAAAUCCCAUUGAAACAAUAUCUGCAAAACAUGAUAGCUAAUCCCCUUACGUUAAAGCAGUCAUCACGAAUCUCUAUCCGGAAGAACAUCGGAACGCCUGUAUGUUCAAAAGUUUUGAUGUUACCACUACCCUCUCUCUUGAACCAGUACAUUGCAAUGGAAGGCGCAGAAUGAAAUCAUGAAAAUGAAAUAUUUGCAUACACACUUGAACUAUUCAUUUUUUAUUACAAAUAUUUAGAUUUUAUAUAACAGUGAUACUCCACAAAAGGAAAAACUAGCCAACAAGAUAUGAAUAUGAUAAUUCUAAAAAUGGCAAAAUCUACCAAACAUGGGCAAGAAAUCAAAUCCUGAAACUUGGAAUUUGAGACUUGAGCCCGAUUGUUGAGCUACACAACAUCUCGGUUCAGAUUUAGCACAAUUCAGCUACAGUGAAAAAUGAACAUCUGAACACCUCUCUAAACCGAACACUCCUCCAUGCCAUCAUUUUCAUUGGUCUCAAUUUGUUAUCCCCCAUUGGUUGAAAUAUUUAAAAGCCGUAAAAUGUGAACACCUACUAAUCUGGACAUAUUUGGCUAAUCAUAGUUUUUAUACAUAUGUAUAU